Nerophis ophidion (straightnose pipefish) is the source of this 3084-nucleotide messenger RNA. RefSeq names its product TNF superfamily member 13b (gene tnfsf13b). Gene Ontology annotation, biological process: immune response. NCBI's taxonomy places the organism in Eukaryota, Metazoa, Chordata, Actinopteri, Syngnathiformes, Syngnathidae. The transcript has 7 exons. Gene Ontology annotation, molecular function: tumor necrosis factor receptor binding; receptor ligand activity. Gene Ontology annotation, cellular component: membrane. The record is from RefSeq and is a predicted model, not a curated record. Bases 154 to 924 code for a protein of 256 amino acids.
UGUCAGGUGACUACUUGGGAAGCUUUUAAAAAUGGUGUCAUUGUUCGUUUGGUAAAAUACAGCGUGCUUGGUCACCGGCAUGCCCCGCUGGAUUUGGCUCGGAUCCCUAAACUCCGAUGAAACAUGGUGCCAGCGUGAGAUGCUGUUAAGACAAUGGCGAUUGGUUCACACGUGGAUCCUGAGGCUGCCCAGAAGUCUGCUGAAACCCGGGGGCCAUCUUGGCCGGUCUUGCUGCUCACGCUGACUGCCGUCACCUCCUCCUCCUUGUCAGCUCUGUCCUUGUACCAGCUGGUGGUCCUCAGAGCUGAAGUGGGGGGACUGAAAUCCGAGAUGUGUCGCAGGAAGGAAGAGAGUCAGGAGGCCAAGUGUAGAGACCAGACUGAGGAUAUCAGUCAUGGGAGAGGCAGCCAGACGGACCCGCAACACGCUUUCACCCUCUUGAGGAGGAGGAGGAUGGUCUCUGAGACAGACAAGCCAGCUUCUCAGUCGUGUCUGCAGUUGUUGGCGAAUAAUAGCAGGAGAACCUUCAGGAAAGACUUUGCCCUGGAGCCAUACACAGGCAUCCCCUGGCAGACUGGCCUGAGGAGGGGCUCUGCACUGGAGGCAGUAGGAGACUGCAUGGAGGUCCGAGAGGAAGGCUUCUUCUUUGUCUAUAGUCAGGUGUACUACAUAGACAGCACCUUUGCCAUGGGCCACGUGGUGGUCCGGAGGAAGAGAACGGUGGUGGGUGACGAGGCUCAGUAUGUGAUCCUGUUCCGCUGCAUCCAGAGCAUGAACCCUGUGUACCCUUACAACACCUGCUACACAGGAGGUGUUGUGAAGCUGGAAGUGGGCGACCAGUUAGAGCUGCUGAUCCCCAGGCCCACAGCCAACGUGUCCCUGGACGGAGACGCCACCUUCCUGGGCGCUGUCAAGCUGGUUUAGAGGCUGUCACCUCACAUGUGAAGCACGCCUUCAUCCUGGAAGAGACAUUUGUGCACAGCAUGAAAGAGAGACUGUCUGAGCAGGUUACAUUUAUCCAUCCAUCCAGUAAAAUAUGCAUUUGCAUGCAGCUGCGUUAUUAUUUACCAUGUAGCAAAAGCCGUCUUUUACACAAUAGAUUUGCAGAAUCUGUCGCUUUUUCUUCGCAGUCCUAUUUAAGAUGUGUAGCGAAGCCUCUCCCCCCCCCCACCUUUUUUUUUUCUCUCUCCCCAUAGCAGGUCAUGACAGAAAAUAAUUGGUACUGUUGGAGCCACUAUGGAUUGAACUUUCACAGUAUCAUGUUAGACCCGCUCGACAUCCAUUGCUUUCGGUCCCCUAGAGGGGGGGGGGCUCGCCCACAUCUGAGGUCCUCUCCAAGGUUUCUCAUAGUCAGCAUUGUCACUGGCGUCCCACUGGAUGUGAAUUCUCCCUCCCCACUGGGUGUGAGUUUUCCUUGCCCUUUUGUGGGUUCUUCCGAGGAUGUUGUAGUCGUAAUGAUUUGUGCAGUCCUUUGAGACAUUUGUGAUUUGGGGCUAUAUAAAUAAACAUUGAUUGAUUGAUUGAUACUCUUUUUCAUGUCAGCAUUUAAGUAAGUGUUUUUAAAGUGAAGUUAUUAAACACGGCUUUUUGGUCAUUUGAAUUUAAAACGGUUAAGACAGACCAUCGGGAGUUACGGCUCGGUUAUAAUUAUUACUAGAGAUGUCCGAUAAAUGCUUAAAAAUGUGAUAUUAUCGGUAUCUGUUUGAAAAAGUAAAAUGUAUGACUUUUUAAAACGCCGCUGUACGGAGUGGUACACGGAUGUAGGGAGAAGUACAGAGCGACAAUAAAACUUAAAAAGGCACUGCUUUUGCGUCCCGGCCCAAUCACAUAUAAUCUGCGCCUUUUCACACACACAAGUGAAUGCAGUGCAUACUUGGUCAAAAGCCAUACAGGUCACACUGAGGGUGGCCGUAUAAACCACUUUAACACUGUUAUAAAUAUGCGCCACACUGUGAACCCACACCAAACAAGGAUGAAAAACAAAUUUCGGGAGAACAUCUGCACCGUAACACAAUAUAAACACACCAGAACAAAUACCCAGAAUCCCUUGCAGCACUAACUCUUCCGGGACGCUACAAUAUACACCCCGGCUACCCCACCCUACUCCCCAACCCCGUCCACCGCAACCUCCUCAUGCUCUCUCAGGGAGAGCAUGUCCCAAAUUCCAAGCUGCUGUUUUGAGGCGUGUUAAAACAAAUAUGCACUUUGUGACUUCAAUAAUAAAUAUGGCAAUGCCAUGUUAGCAUUUUUUUUCCAUAACUUAAGUUUAUUUAUUUUGGAAAACCUUGUUACAUUGUUUUUAAUGCAUCCAGCGGGGCAUCACAAUGAGAUUAGGCAUAAUAAUGUACAUAUUGGUAUCGGUUGAUAUCGGAAUCGGUAAUUAAGAGUUGGGCAAUAUCGGAAUAACAGAUAUCGGCAAAAAUGCCAUUAUCGGACAUCUCUAAUUAUUACCGUUUUUAUUGUUACAUCCCUCGAUAUUACAAAAAACUAUUAUACAGUAAUUCACUUUGAAAAAUGGGUAAUUGCUAUUAAAUAAAAUUAUAAAGUUUUUUUUUUUAGUCUAGUCUUGUAAUAUUAGCGUGAAUUGUGAUUACAGUAUUUUACUGCAAUAAAUGCUGUCAAAUCCUUGUAAACUUACAAUGUGGGCAUUGCAAAAUCUGCUUAAACUGGUUAGAAAAUCAUCCGAAAAUCACUACUCUGUCUAUUUUGGGGGGAAUCUUAAAAGCAAACCACCUUUGUAGGUCCAUAACGAGGGUCAGCAACCCACGGCUCUAGAGCCGCCACAUGCGGUUCUUUAGCGCCACCUUAGGGGCUCCCUGGACCUCUUUCAGAAUUGUGUGAAAAUAAAAAAAGAUGAAGAAGAAAAAUUGUUUUUGUUUAAAUAUGGUUUCUGUAGGAGGACAAACGUGACACACACCUUCCUAAUUGUUCGAAAUGCUACUGUUUAUAUUAAACGUGCUUCACUGAUAAUAUUUGGCGAGCACCGUUUUGUCCUACUAAUUUCAGCUCUCCUUGAACUCAUCGCAGAUUGUUUACAUGUACAAAUAUCUCUGAUGCUGCCUCAUAAAGACAUGUUUUAUGCCA